Messenger RNA from Trematomus bernacchii (emerald rockcod), 2663 nucleotides. RefSeq names its product LHFPL tetraspan subfamily member 4 protein-like. NCBI's taxonomy places the organism in Eukaryota, Metazoa, Chordata, Actinopteri, Perciformes, Nototheniidae. The transcript has 4 exons. Bases 742 to 1458 code for a protein of 238 amino acids. Gene Ontology annotation, cellular component: inhibitory synapse; plasma membrane; postsynaptic membrane. The record is from RefSeq and is a predicted model, not a curated record. Gene Ontology annotation, biological process: sensory perception of sound; gamma-aminobutyric acid receptor clustering. Gene Ontology annotation, molecular function: GABA receptor binding.
GAGAGAGGGGGGAGAGAGGGAGAGGAGACAUACUGGAUAAAGGCUACGACAAAAACAUGAUGAUAAUGGAGUCGAGGCGGUGGAGGAUGUCGGAUUUACGAGAAAGGACUGUUGAGAUUUGACAGAGGGCUCGUGUUGAAACCUGUUUUAUUUUUUUUUUUUCAUUUUUCGCGUGGACACUGAAGGCUACCGGAGGGGAAAAGGGUGAGCACCCCCCCACGGAUGCCUCGGAAGGUAAAAACGGGCUCCACCGCUGGCGCAAGAACGGCACCGAGACGCACCCCCUCUCACGGAUCGGUAAUAAAAGGACAUCCCGAAGGAAGCUCCGCACUGAUGGAUGAGGAUGAAACCCAGCUUUAACCCACCUCCACUGUGAAAUUACAGGGGAAAAAUCCUGUUUAUAUGGAUUUUUUUCAAUCUUCAUGGUGUAACCCCAAAAAAGCGAGCCUUAGACAGCAAUGUUGAAUCACUGGUCUUGGUAAAUUAUUCAUUAUAGUGGUGUAGGUAUGGCUAUGAUUUUUUUCUACUGCUCCAAUGUAGCAUUUCCCCCUCAUUCAGUUUUACCAUGUUCAGCCUUGUGAUAUCACACACACAUUUGCAGGUUACAUUUUUCUACCGUGUGGUUAUGUAGGCCCACUUAAUAGCCUUUAACAAUAGCCAAAGUGGGGGAAAUUUAAGCACAUUUGAUAUAGAGUUGUUUUCUUCUACGAGGGGGUGGAAAGAGAGAUACAAAACCCAAACAUGUUGCCUUCCCAAGAAGCCUCCAAGAUCUACCAUGACAAUUACAUGCGCAACUCCCGGGCCAUCGGGGUGCUGUGGGCCAUCUUCACCAUCUGCUUCGCCAUCGUCAACGUGGUGGUGUUCAUCCAGCCCUACUGGAUCGGAGACAGCGUCAACACGCCGCAGGCCGGCUACUUCGGUCUCUUCCACUACUGCGUGGGCACCGGGCCGUCGCCCAACCGGGAGUUCACCUGCGUGGGCAGCUUCUCCGACUUCAGCUCCAUCCCGUCCGGAGCCUUCAAGGCGGCCUCGGUGUUCGUGCUGCUGUCCAUGGUGCUGACCCUCAGCUGCAUCGCCUGCAUGAUGCUCUUCUUCUUCUGCAACACCUGCACUGUUUACAAGACCUGCGCCUGGAUGCAGCUGCUGUGCGGAGUGUGCCUGGUGCUGGGUUGCAUGAUCUUCCCCAACGGAUGGGACGCCGAGGUGAUCCGGGACAUGUGCGGGGAGCAUGCCGGGAAAUACUCACUGGGCGAUUGCUCGGUACGCUGGGCCUAUAUGCUGGCCAUCAUGGGCAUCCUGGAUGCCCUCAUCCUCUCCUUCUUGGCCUUCGUCCUUGGCAACCGGCAGACAGAUUUCUAUCUUGAUGAUUUGCAGAUAGACAACAAAGAUUUUGCUGUGUCAAGGAUUGAAGUGCGGGACAGAAGAGAGCCGAGGUAUGGAGUACAACGUCUUCACUGAGGGCAACAAUGGCUCUGGACAACUUCAUUCCUCUUCUCUUCUCUUUACUACAUCUGUUUCUUUCCCUCUCUUUUCUUCUGCCCUUUUCUUCUCUUAUCCCCAAUGAUCAGGAUAUCACCCAAUCUUAAUGCAGACACCAAGUGCACCAGAUUCUGUAAGAUAAAAAAAAAUACAACUAAACACAAUGGGAUAAAAUAAAAAGUUUAAUUCAAACCAAGUUGUACAGUGCAUUUAACACUCAACUUUAUCAACAAAAGAGGUUUAUGGCAUCCUCUCAGCAAGAUUUAUAGAACAAAUUCUCAAGAGUUUUUCUUCUCCCUGUGCAGGAUGCAUAGUAUCUGUUUGUGACUGUACCUGACAUAGAAUUCAUGAAUUAUUUUUUAAUAUUAAAUUAAUCAGUUCGAACUGUUGUUAUUGUUCUUGCAUGAGGCCCGUUAAGUCCAAUAAUAAUGGAAUUAGCCUAUAAAAUAGCCAACAUGUUUUACAGUACUAAUACCAUAACAGAAAAUAAAGUCAUAGAAAUAUCAAAAAAGUAUUAUUUAUGUAGCAUUGUGACAUCCCAACAAUAAUACCAAGAUUAUAUUUGCUCAAAGAAUUACAAUGUACAAUGAUGUAGCACCGCAAUCAACACCACCCCUAUCAGUGCUCGUGAUCAAAACAUAUGAGUUGAAUAAUGCGCUGAAAUAUUUGUCCCUGCUACAACAGCAACAAAAAGGUUGUAAUUUCUACAGACAAACAAGACAACACAGAAGUGAUUGGCUUGGCACAGCUAAUGGGAGAACUCCUGUAAUAACCAGGAAGUUACGCAUUUCUGGUUUUAAUCAUAUGAACGUGUGCUACUUCGUACAAAAAAAUAGCAAAUGCUUCAUUCCAGCAAGGAGAUACUUUACUCUGUUUGCCGCUGCCGCUAUGAGGUCUGUAAGUCAACAUUUCAACUAUGAGCACAGUUGAUGAUGCCUCUGUAGGCUAUAGCCUGUGUCAAUGACACCGAUUGUCAUGAUAUCAAGUAUGAGUUGAACAUGUGACAGGCUGCAAUUGCACAUUACAACAGUUGGCUGGAGUCCAGAGCUCUUAUCUCUCUCAAAACAGUAUUUCACUGUAACUGACCCUCCUGCAGAACCAAACCAGUGUCGAGUCCCCACAGAAAUGAAAUUACUCGUGUCAUAAAAGCACACAGUUUAUUGUUUCAUAUGAGAAAUUGGAAU